CCGAAUGAGGAGGGCGGCGGAAGCGCCGCGCAGCGCCCCCACCCCCGGCUGCACGGGAGCGGAGAGGCUGGUGCGCCGGCCCCUCCAGGACCCGGGCUCCUGCGAGUCUGCCCCGCGCCUCCCCCCGCAGACGGGGGCCAGGCGGGUGGCACCGGCGGGAUGCUGCUCCAGCUGAGCGCCGAGUUUGAUCUGCAGAGCGAUGUGGUCCCGUGGCUCUUGGCGCAAGGUCCGGCAGCGGCUCUAGACACUUUUGAGAAGAGUGCAGCAACACCGUAUGUAGUAAAUGUUGAAAGAAAUGGAAAAAUUAUUUAUACCUGGAAGGGAAGUGGCAGUACCUGCAUUGGAUUAUAUGAUCCUCUUAAUAAACAAAAUGAGCAUCUGUAUACCUUUGAAAAAGAUCUACACAUAAUCAGUUGUUCGAUCAACAAUGAAAAGACAUUACUAGCAGUCAGUUUUCUUCAGUCAACAAAGGAAGAAAGAGUAAAUCAACUACUGCAGCCAGUAUCUAAGUGUUUGACCUUGCUCAUUGAAAUUCACCCAGUUAAUAAUGUAAGAGUCCUAAAGGCUGUGGAUACCUGUAUCAGAGUACAGUUUCUCUAUCCAGCUGCAAACAGAAAUCCUUUUCCAGAAAGCCAUCUCUUACUAAUUUCAGAAGAUAAAUAUAUUGAACAAUUUCACAUUCAUGUUGUCACAGAAGAUCACCACAAAGUGGUGAUUCAAAACUCAGGCCAGCUCCCAAGAGACAGAGUUGCAGAAGAUCUCAUUUGGGCACAAUGGGAUAUGACAGAACAAAGACUCUUCUACAUUGUUUCAAAGGAAUCAAGGAAUAUCUUAAAAUGUAUCCAGUUUUACCCUGAUGAAAACUUUAAUUUAAUACUUGAAGCAUCCCUGGACAUCUCUUUAAGAGACAUAGGAUUAAAAUUUGUGAAUUUUGGAUAUGAUUACUCUCAAGACCAAGAGAUGGAACCUAGAUCUCCGAAUCUGCAAGUUUUUACCAGUAAAACAGGAAGUUUUUGUCUGUGUUGUAGUCAGGCUCCUGAUAUUCUGAAGGAGGUCACGUACUCAGUUUCUUUUUUACAUAAAGGUUACAGCAAAACCUUUACUGUUGCUCUACAAAGAACAGAUUACCCACAAGUGAAGGAAGUAGCUUUUUUGAAUCUUGACUAUUACGUGGCUGUUUAUUUGCCUGGCCACUUUCUACACCUCCUCAAUACUCAACAUCCUGACCUGAUGUGCUAUAAUUUGUUUCUGACAGGUGAGGAUGCGAGAAUCAGCAUGCUGCACAAAAGUUCCAUCCAGUCCCCGUUCAAGUCAGCCAUCUGGGACUGCUGCUCAGGAAGAAUGUUUACUGUAAGAAUAAAUGAGUGCUCCUUGAUGCAGUUCCUCUGGAACAGCAAACUGGACAGUGAUAGACUGGCAGCGCUGCACUGUGCUCUUCUACAUGUCAGAAAUACAACAGAUUUGGAAAUACAGAUUAUUCAGUGGAUUUCUGAGAACCUGUCAGCAUGUUCUACAUUUGACCCCUUACAGGAAUUUCUCAUUGCUUCCUUAUACUGGGCAAUGUGUCCAGAGACUAGCAAGCUGGAUAAACUUUUGCCAUAUACGUCACUGCUGUACUGGAAUGGGAUUAUCCCUGGAGUAACAUGCAUAACAGACAUUAUUUCUUUACCUGAAUUAAAGGUUCAAAAUUGUAAAGGCUUCUGGGAAAAGCUAAACUUAAACCUGGAGUGUGCGAAGUAUGCCGAGCCACACUUGCAUUACAACAACAAUGUGCUCAGGAGAGAAUGGUAUAAGCUACUUUCGGAAGAGAAAGCAGAGGAAAGAAGAACCACAACAUAUCUGAGGAAUAUUUUUGAGAAUGCAAAAAAGGUGCUUUCCAAUCUUGCUGCAUGGAACUUGGAGGAAAGGCUAGUUCCUCUUUUUCAAGAGGAAGACUACCAGCAGCGAUUAUUAAUCGGACUAAUGGUUGCUCAGUUGAAAGAUCAUCUUAUGAGGCAUCUACAAUAUGUUGGGAAAAUGAAGAUUGACCAGAUAGUUCUGGAAUAUGUUUCAAAACUGCUGGAUCUGAUCUGUCGGAUAAUGGAAGCUGUUUGGAGGAAAUACAGUCUUCAGUCCGGCGUUCUCUGCUUGGACGAGCGAGGAAGUGCUGCAGAGUGUGCAGCUUUCCACAUCAUGAGUCGGAUUCUAGAAGCUGCCAAUGGAAUGUGUAUGCCCCUGCCUCCUGGUUUUCAUACUUUGCACAUGGGGCUUGGAGUUAGAUGUCUGCCUUUACAUACCCUGCUGCAUUACAUCGAUAAUGGGGUGUUACAGCUGACUGAAACAUGCGCUAUAAAACUUUUGAAAGAUCUGGACAACACUGAGAAGAAUGAAAAGCUAAAAUUUAGUAUCUUUACAAGGCUUCCUGAGGCAAUUGGUCACAAGGUCAGUCAGCUGUGGAAUCAUCCUGUCAACUCUAAUUUUAUUGCAAGGAACUCCGUUAAAGUUUUGCUUGAUAAACUUAGGAACAGACAGCAUAACAGACCAGUGGUGGACAGACUGUCCGUCCAUGUAGAGUUUCUGCCACUUAACUACUUAGUUGAUAUGCUGGCAGAGGUAGAGGAUCAAGGUCUGAAUCCAUUUGAGGAAGAAGACAAUGUGAAUGCAAAAUUUGUAGAGGAAACAGCACUGAAACACACCAUGAUGCUUUUAGGCCUGUAGUACUGCUAAAAUAUAUUGGGUUACUUCAAAAAGCAUGUCAGUC
This is a messenger RNA of Mauremys mutica (yellowpond turtle), 2740 nucleotides long. It is a transcript of the gene GSAP, whose product is annotated as gamma-secretase activating protein. Gene Ontology annotation, cellular component: trans-Golgi network. Gene Ontology annotation, biological process: positive regulation of amyloid-beta formation. Lineage: Eukaryota; Metazoa; Chordata; Testudines; Geoemydidae. The record is from RefSeq and is a predicted model, not a curated record. Bases 160 to 2697 code for a protein of 845 amino acids. The transcript is spliced from 31 exons.